AUGUUUCGCAGUGCUCCUGCAGCCGCGCUGCUCUUUUUCCUUCUCUUCUCGUCGCAGGACGGUGUAGGCUCGACUUGUGUGGCCAAUCUUCCACAGAACGAGCAGGAACUGCGGCAGUUAGUGGAGGAGCCAGGAGCUGCACCGUCUCUGAAGUAUGGAGACGAGGCUCGUCUCUUCCCCAACGUCACGUUCAGCUGCAGGGGCAGUGUAGUUGGCUGGAGCCUCAUAGCACCACUGCAUGACAAUCCCCCGGGGCGGAGGCCCAUCAUGAAUGUGUGGUCUCCAAAAGCUGACAGUGAUGAAGAGUACGAACAGUUGCGGGAUAACAGCACUAACCUCAUACCCUGUUUGAAGGAGAUAAUAAGUGAAGAGAGACAGCUCUAUCUGUACGAGAACACCACAAUGGAACCGCUGGAGUUUCAACCUGGCGACAUCCUAGGCAUGGUCCUACGCGAUACAAACAAGAAUAACUCUAUAUUCACGCCAUACAUGUUGAACAAAAUAUGGUUUGUGGCUUAUUACCGUGAUGCUAAAAAUGCUAGACCGACCGAGAACAUCCGUGGUUAUCAAGUUGAUAGCAUGAUGCCACUUCUUUUUCUGCACAUAUGCUCUAUGGAUGAUGGAGACUAUGAGAGAUGUCUUAAAGACUACGGAAGACCACCUACUAUGUGCAUAGAAAUCAACCCUGACACCAGGAGUGGUGAUGAAGAUGAAGAUGAGGGUGGAGUGUCACAGACGGUGCUGGCUGUGGCACUGGGCGUCUCUCUCAUUGUAGCUCUCCUGGUAGUGUCCACACUGCUGGGCCUGACUCUGGUCUACAUAGCAGUCAUCAAGAGGAGACAGAGGAGGAAGGAGAAGGUCACAGUGACUGUCAUGACAGACAAUACCAACAUUCGAAGUGAAGCUCAGCCCUAUGCCGAGCCUUUCCCAUCUCGUACCCACACUCCCUUGCCCCCACCCCCAACCCGACCUCCUCCUCCACCUAACGGACUGAGCAUCGAACAACCCACCUACGCCACCCUGGACGGGCCUACCCCCUCACCACCUCCUCCUUAUUCCCUGGAUCUCCACAGCAGUAGACCACCUCCUCUAGGGAGCCUCCAGUCUCCACAGUAUGAGAGUAUCGAUGGCCAGGAGAGAAAGGCUGCUCUCCUGAGGCAGAAUGCCACAGAGUCCAACAUGGACAGUGCCGGUGGCUACUCGGCCAGGGCUCCAGGAGCCAACAACGUCACCACUGCGAUAGACUCCGAUAACAAUCAGUGAUACCGUGACCGUGUCUUGAUUUGUAACUCUGUGUGUGUGUGAAUUUCACUUAUAGCUGUAUGAAAAUC
Geodia barretti is the source of this 1331-nucleotide messenger RNA. The record is from the annotation of a GenBank genome assembly. Lineage: Eukaryota; Metazoa; Porifera; Demospongiae; Tetractinellida; Geodiidae.